GAAAUUCAAAACAUAAUCUUAUAUUUACUUGGUGGAAGUGGACACUGUCCACCUUGGAUCAAGAUAAGGGGAAGGAAUGAGAUAAAAAAUGUAGUUACUCUUAUGGUCCCAGGAUUUGAUCCUGGAAUGUUUGGUAUGUCUGGUGAAUCGGCCAUUAUGAUUAACAGACCAAUCGAAAUUUCACGACUCUUAGAAAGAGGAUUAUACGGAGAUCAAACGCGAAAUGCGUGUGAGGCACUUCCGGCGCUUUCUCAAGUAUUCUCGCAUGCGUGUGUUACACAAGCUCCUGGUGAAAACGGGAAGCUGCACUCUUCUUUUUUCAGUUUGAUGUCCUGCUAUAUACCUGAAGAGUAUAAGAAAUACUUAGUUGACAGAUCAAAGGUGAAUGUUAAUGAUGUUACUGAUACAGUUGAUG
Racocetra persica is the source of this 415-nucleotide messenger RNA. The record is from the annotation of a GenBank genome assembly. Lineage: Eukaryota; Fungi; Glomeromycota; Glomeromycetes; Diversisporales; Gigasporaceae.